Solanum lycopersicum (tomato) is the source of this 411-nucleotide messenger RNA. RefSeq names its product allergen Asp f 7 homolog. NCBI's taxonomy places the organism in Eukaryota, Viridiplantae, Streptophyta, Magnoliopsida, Solanales, Solanaceae. The record is from RefSeq and is a predicted model, not a curated record.
AUGGAGGUGUAUGUUUUUCAUGGAGUUAGUGAAGCUAAUCUGGCCCCACUUGAAUUGGAGUUUGUCCCCCAUGUGACUGAAAGUGGGGUAGGUGAAGAAUCUUUUAACGAGACUUCUAACCCUGAUAAUCAGUCUCCUACUUCUACUUUAGCUUCCAUCCCUACAACUGGUCUUUCUAAAACUUCUUGCACUCCAUUUGAAGCUCAGUCUUCUAUUGUGCCUCCACCAUCUCCUUCUACUGUGCCUCCUUCUUCUACUGUGCCUCCACCAUAUCCUUCUACUGUGCCUCCUCUUUCCACUGUGCCUCCCCCAUCUACUUUUACUGUGCCUCCUCCUUCCUAUGUACCUUCAUCUGAUUAUCCUAUAAUAGAUAAUGAUCCAACUGAUGAUGAAGUGAAAGAUGAAUUAUGA